This is a messenger RNA of Larimichthys crocea (large yellow croaker), 1452 nucleotides long. Its product is annotated as interleukin-6. Gene Ontology annotation, biological process: cell differentiation. The transcript is spliced from 5 exons. The coding region runs from base 123 to 800 and encodes 225 amino acids. Gene Ontology annotation, molecular function: interleukin-6 receptor binding. The record is from RefSeq and is a predicted model, not a curated record. Lineage: Eukaryota; Metazoa; Chordata; Actinopteri; Sciaenidae.
AUCCCUCCAGUCUGAAGAAUAUAAAAUGAAAGCUCAUCGCAAAGAACAACAACUCCUUCUGACUCCUGACAGAACCUCAGCAUCAGUGGAAACUCAAGUCAAGUGCUUCCCAGCAGCGAAACAUGCCAUCUAAACUCAACGCGUACUUGCUCUCUGCAGUGAUGCUGGUCGCUCUGACGCGGCGCGCUCUUGGUGCGCCCACCGCGCUCACCGAAAGCCCGGCAGGUGACCCCUCAGGUGAUGAGGCUCAGGAGGAGGUGGAGGGGAAUCCUUCAGACGCGGUAAAGGCAUGGAUAUAUGCUGUUAGCACCCUCAGUCGCCAUGAGCAAGAGUUUGAAGCUGAAUUUCACCAUUUCCAUAAAUAUAACAUUCUGGAUCAGUACACCAUUACCUGGCUUCCAAAAGACUGCCCUUCCAGCUACAACAAGGAGGCUUGUCUUCAAUGGUUGGCCAAGGGCCUGUUCACUUACACAGCUGUUCUCAAGUAUGUGGCGAAGGAGUACCCCAACCAAAGGAUCCUCACAGUGGCGGAGCGGGACAAUCUGAUCCAACAUAUCAAAGACAAGAUGAGGCACCCUGAACACGUCACAGCACUGACCAGAGGUCAGGAGGAGCAGCUGCUGAGGAACAUCGACACACCCACUAUUUACAACAGAAAGAUGACUGCGCACAGCAUCCUGUACAUGUUCCGCCACUUCCUCAUCGGCGGCCAGAGGCAGUUCAGAAAAUGGGAGCAGCCCAGAAGGAGUCUGACCAACAAGGGUAUAACACCGGUGACUUACCAAAUGUUAAAAAGCUAAAAAAAAAAAAAGUUUGAAGGGAUACCUCAGUGUUGUUGAGGGACCAAUCAUGUGUGCACAGAGUGCACAUACUGCAAUCUAUGAUUGUAGAAAUGUUAAAAACCUCAGGGCUGCAUAAGGCAACUAUUGGAUAACUUAUUUAAUCUAUUUAUACGUGGUUAUUUAUCAGGUAUGGGGAAAUCCAUAGCUGUAGUUUUCUUGCACUAAAAAAUUGCAAUUCAUAUUUUAUACCACUUUGAUUUUAUUGCUGAUUCAUUUCUAGAAUGUGAUGAUAUUACUUGAGCAGCAUUGUUACUUUAAAAAAAAAAAAAAAUUAUCGGUUACAAACAAGAACUAUAUCAUCUAUUUUUUUAAACAAAGUUUAUAUAUUUAAAGAACUGUUAUUUAUAGACUGGUAUUAAUAUUAAUGAACUGAAUUUGAUGUUAAUUUAACUUAAUUGUCAGUUUGUGUUUGGAAGAUACUGUGCACAUGCAGAAAUAAACAUUUGCAUAGAUAAGAAACGUCUUUCUUCAUUCCCACUCAUUUCAUAACGGCGCAGGGUUGUUGUAUAUCUACAAAACACUUUCAGAUUUUAAUCAGUUUCCUCAUGUAUGCAUGCCCGAUGGAGGAAGGAAAAUGUGAUGAAGAAAAAACAGAUAAAAUGUCUUAUGA